CACCAUUAAGAAUAAGAGAAGAGUGAAGAGUUAAUAGAGAGAAGAAAUCAGAAAUAUAUUAUAUCUAUUAUCUUAAUCUCUGAGUAGUUUUUCUCUCAUUUUAUAACACGUUAUCAGCACGAAUUUGCUCAAAAUCCCAGAAUCCUUGUUCUUCUCAGAAGUUAUUCCAUGGCCAACAUCACCAAAAGAGAAUUCGACAUUCUUGAUUUAUCCGGUCAAAGGUACCUGGAAUGGAGGGUUGAUGCACUUGCUCACCUUAAAGCUAAUGACCUCGAAAAUACAAUUGCUGAGAAUAAUACAUCUUCAUCUCAGCAAAAGGCAAAAGCCAUAAUUUUCCUUCGCCACCACCUUCAUGAAAGUUUAAAACCUGAAUAUAAUAAUGAGCUCUUAAUGAAAAAUCAUAACAUGAGGCCCACCGGUUGUACCCCUACAAAUUUUGGUCAUCCUGAUCGUGGUUCAGCACCGGAAUCAAAUGUUGUCCAAGGUGGUGCACGUGGACAUUUUAAACAUGGCCGCGGAAAUAACCGCAACAAAGGGCCGAACAGGGGCUAUAAAAAUCCAAAUGGAUCAUCCUCCAAAGGAAAAGGAAAAUUCAAACCACCACAGGCUAAAACUUAUGAAAAGCCAAAACCAAGUGGUGAAUGCUACAAAUGUGGCAUAAAAGGACACUGGGCGAAUGAAUGUCGAACGGCAAAACAUUUGGUUAAAUUAUACCAAGCUUCCACAAAAGGAAAAGGGAAAAAUGUGGAAGCUAAUUAUGCUGAUGAUAUCAAUCCAAUUUUGCCUAAAUUUGACGUGUCCGAUUUCUACAUGGAUGAUGCUGAAAUUGGUGAUGAAGUGGCCUUUGGUGGAACUACUACUGUUUAAAUAUUUUAAUUUACGCUGUUAUGGUGUGUUUACUUUUAAAAUAAAUGUU
Cuscuta campestris is the source of this 916-nucleotide messenger RNA. The record is from the annotation of a GenBank genome assembly. Lineage: Eukaryota; Viridiplantae; Streptophyta; Magnoliopsida; Solanales; Convolvulaceae.